UCCAGAAGAAAAACAUUGCUAGUGUAACUUUAUUGUGGUGCUGCGCAACACGCAAGAUGAUUGCCUCUCUCUGUCAACAUGCUGGACAUGCAUUGCGGGACAUCCGUGCAAGCGCGUUUUAGCGUGCUAUCUGCGCAUGAGAGGUUUUUGCUCUUAUGCCUGACAGAUUUGUAGUAAUGCUAUUCCUGUCCAAAGAAAAAAAAGUUACAUCUACAAUCUUUUUUGCUUGGACAGGUGAGGACCUCCCUGAAGGGAGUUCUUCGUUUCUCGGCCGUGCCGGCGAGGAAGCCGAAGAAGCCACGCCGGACGAGUGGGAGGCCCCGGGCGAGGAGGGUGGGUACGAUGGCCACGGCGGUGGCGAGUACAAUGAGGACGAGGAGGACGACUGGGAGAAUGUAACUGAAGCCGGUGACGACGACCAGGAAGCAGAAGAGGCUGGCACCGGCGUGCUGGUCGCCGAUCCGUCGCCCGAGGUUCACGAGGAACGCAAAAUCAUCAACGAGGAGUUUGCAAAGUGGACUCGGAAAGUGGGAAGUUACCAGAAAGAGCUGGAACACGCGCGCGGCACCGCUCCUGACCACCACGAAACCGCGGAGAAGAUCACCGCGCUCCAACCGCUGGUCAUCGAGCACAAGGACCUGCUGGGCACCUUCCAGGAGAAGCUAUUCCAAUGAAAUUUCGUUCGGUCUCGCUCCGUCCAGCUGCUUGCAAGAAAGAUACGAAUGUAUGAUGCGUGGCGCAGGAGUUUCGCGAAUCCGUUUUAUGUGGAAGAUUAUUUUUUUGCCUGUAGUCUAUUUCUAGGGCGAGGUCGUGUCCAUUCAUUAGCGUUCACUAUAUAGACGUACUUUGGUUUGACGUUCCUCAACCUCAGGAUGAGACUAGACGUCCAGCAAACGGUGCGACAACUCAGGAAGGCGUCCACCUAUAUACUGUACAUCUGUAGUUCCUGAAGGUGAAGGGGACAAAGGUGCUUUGCUUUGAUUGUGUCUCAUUUCGUACCGAGCCAUCUGUGCUGGUGUGCCAAGCAGCAGGGUCGCGGCUGUGAAAGGCCUGCGGAUGAAGUUGCACUAGAGGAUGUUGCCUGGACCGCAGCCAGGUGGGGCAUGAGACAGAAAAUUUCAUUGCGAUAGGAGUGCGAAGAGGUGGGGUCGCUGACGACGAAAAUCCUCGCCCUGGUCAAUUCCAUCCAUGGUCAGCGCGUCGCGCUCGUGCUUCAAAAGUACCACCAGCAGCAGUUGCAACUGGCCACACAGCAGGUGGUGAACGCGAACAAAAAAUUGCGCAGCACCGUUCAAAAACAUGUGCCGGGCGCGGCGUUGGGCGCUGCGGAGGACGACGAGGAGGACGACGAGGAGGAGUACCCCGGCGGGGAGGCGGCGGAGCCGGAAGCCCAGGAUUUGGAAGGCGAGAAUCUGGGCGAAGUGGCGGAUUUGGAAGCUGGACAAGCUCGCGCGGCUGCUGCGGGGGGCGAACCGAUGGACGGGGAAGCGGCGGACCGCGAUGACGCAGCUCUGCCGGCGGCGACCCCGCCUGCAGCCUUGCCUCGGUCCAUGUCCGCUCCGGUGCGGGGCCCUGGCAUCCGGAACGGCGCGAAUACGUUGCCCGGGGACUGCACGCCGGCACAGCAACAACAAUACGACAAUUUGAGGCGCGCGGAUCCGGAUGUGCGGGCGGCCACGGGUCUGUUUUCGGCCAUGGAGGGCGGGGACGGGGAGGACUCGGUUUCUUGUGCUUCUGCGAGACAAAGUAACGCGCAAUUACAGGGUGGGCAGGCGGACGUAUCCAUCGGAAAAACACUGCGCUUCCUAAUCAAGAGGAGACCCCAAUAGUGCUUGCUUCUGCAGCACAGCACGCUUCGAGCUACUGAUGCUAUUUGUAUUUUUGCGUAUGAACUACAAUGUGAAAAAUCCCGGACUAAUUGUUUGCACCAGAUACAGUAGAAAUAGAAGGAAUUAUCGCAAUCACUAAGAUAUGAGCUAGCAUGACAGUGUCUCUGCUCAUCGUUCGGCACAUUACUUGAGCUCCGCCGCGGCGAACACGUUUCGCAGGGGCCGAGGAUGCCAUCUUGAUUAGUAGUGCGGAGGUGUUUUUGCGUUGGAUGAGAGAUGGAGCAGAAUGGGCUUAAUACGGACUAAGUGGGGCGCUCAGGGUAACCAACAAAAAAAGCCAUUAUACUACUAGCACCAUCCUUUCGUACCAUGAUGCAUGCAAAAAAAUGCAUGAAUUGAACAGUUUUCAUGGCUCUCACUGCGUUCCUUGCACGGCAGAAAUAAGCCUGCUCCGAAACAGAAUUGCGAAAGAGUGAUGGUGAAAGUGUUUUUUAUCCUGCACACCCAACGAAGCAGUGGAGCUGAACUCUUCUUUGGGUCUUCGAG
This is a messenger RNA of Amoebophrya sp. A120, 2375 nucleotides long. The record is from the annotation of a GenBank genome assembly. NCBI's taxonomy places the organism in Eukaryota, Dinophyceae, Syndiniales, Amoebophryaceae.